UUCCACUCCACUAUUUUUUUAAUUGGCUAAUUAAAGGUAUUGCGGAAAUAGAAACUGGCAACACUGGUACGAUUGUUAACCUUCAAAUUCGUAGUUGUCAAAAAUCUGAAAGAUUUUGUUUAGAUUAUUUUUGUAACAAAAACAAAAAUUAAACAGAAUGGCUAAACCAAAGAAGGUUUUGGAAGAAGCGCGAGAAUUUCAGAAUCCAGAGCUCGAUUUGUUUGAUAGAGGAAUAUCUUCAUUUGAAGAAUUACCUGGAUUAUUGAAUAUGACAAAUAUUACAAGGUUAACUUUGAGCCACAACAAAAUUAAGUCUGUACCUCCUGGUCUUGCCAACUUGACCAACUUGGAAAUUUUGAAUCUCUCCAACAACCAUAUUGAGGAAUUACCUCUGUCUUUGUCCUCCAUGCCAAAAUUAAGAAUACUGAAUAUCUCCAUUAAUCGUUUGUAUACCUUGCCUCGAGGUUUUGGUGCAUUUCCUGUAUUAGAAGUGUUGGAUCUGACUUAUAAUAAUCUGAAAGAGGAUGCUUUGCCGGGAAACUUCUUUAUGAUGGAGACUCUUCGUGCCUUAUACUUAGGAGAUAAUGAUUUUGAAUAUAUCCCUUCUGACAUCAAAAACUUGAAAAAUUUACAAAUCCUUGUUCUUCGUGAAAAUGACAUCAUUGAACUACCCAAAGAAAUAGGGGAAUUAAUUCGUCUGAGGGAACUUCAUCUUCAGGGAAAUCGUCUGACUAUCCUUCCUCCAGAGAUUGGAAACUUAGAUAUGUCCUCGAACAAGUCUGCUUUUCGAUUUGAAGGCAACGAAUGGGUACCACCUAUUGCCGAACAGUUACAACUAGGAAUUAGCCAUCUACAGGAUUAUUUGAGAAGUGAAACAUAUAGAGUGCUGUACAGUAGAAUGGUUACCAAUAAACCUCCACCCCCUCCACCAUGUGUUGACAAAGCCAAAAAGAUUUCUCGAAUUCGUUAAAGGUACCUAAAAUGAAGAUUUUUAUUUUUAAUUGUGCCAUAACUAUGAAACAAACACGAAGUAUCGUAUUUACUGUAUGGACAUCAUUUUUGGUACUUAACUCUUCCCAGUUAUUGUAAGUGCCUGUAAUACUGCCUUAAUAGGAUUAAGAAUAAUAAUUUUAGAGCUAUUUAUGAAAAACAUUAAAUACACUUGCGAGCAGAAAAAAUCGGAUCACUCGUAACACUAUGCACUAUACACUAUACACUCGUAACACUAUACACGUUAGAUGUCUCGAAUUUGUUAAACCUGUUCUCUGAUUUGAGUGAUUUUUUUAGUAUGUUAUAGCCUUAUUAUUUAAGAAAAUCGAUGUAAUAAUACUGUUGCUAGACAGGUAAAUGUCAUUUUAUACCGGGUGUAACAAUCAUACUGUGUUUUUUCACUUAAAGUUCGGAACACUCAAUUAUAGUCUUAGGCUUUCUUAACAUUUUGUUUUUUAAUUCAUUCGCUUAUGUUCGAUAAUAAAAGAGAUAUGUACUUUUAUACUAUAAAUGAGGUAUGCUAUUUGGUCUUGAUCAAUAUCAUUCAAAAUCUCGAAAACUUUAAUAUUCGCCGUGUGUAAGUACAUACUUGGAAGGGAUACGAGAAACGAUCGUGCGCGAGUCGCGGAGAAACCGUUCAUACCUACUAUCAUUGAAGAAGAAAAAUUAUGUUGCUCACAAUAUUGAUAUAUGCAAUUAUUAUAUAAAAGUAAAUUUAAUUAGUUGUAUUUUGCUUGCGGUACUGCAUUUUAAUAAUUAAUUUUAUUUACUACAUACAAUUGUUUACCUUUUAAUAACAUAACCUGAAUAUUACUUUUUCUUCUUAUAAUUUUUUUUUGGGCUAUGGUCUUGACAAGUAUCCAGCAACCAGGACUAAUAUAAUUGGUCAAUGUAAUUAAAAGUGCGAAAAAUGUUGCUGAGCUAUGAAACCAGGUGUCACUUUUCCGAACUUGCACGGUCCCAAUAUGAAGGGUCAGGGGGAAGAACGAUGAAUGUCUAUCUGCAAGCAUUUUCGGUAAAAUGAGAAACAAAGUUACAUAUUCAUUAUUUUUCCCCCUUGAGUCCAAUCUUGUGAUCAAACGAUGAUCAUCUUUAUUUCCCCUUGGCCAUCCACAGGUUGAUAGUACUUUUUCUAAACUAAGACAUUGCACAAAAAUCGCAGAAUGACAAAAAAUUGCCAAUCAUCGUUUUUCCCUCUGGCCCUUCAUAUCUUUAAUAAAUUUACUAAUUUUCACAACAAACCAGACACUUUUUGACUGUUAACAAUUUGACAUUCAUUAAAUUGUUAAUUUAUUGAUGGAUUUAUUGAUGAAAAGCACGGCUAGUUGUUAACGUACCUAACUUUUUUAUUAUGCAACAUAAGCAAAUGAAUCACAAAAGAAAAUGUUUAAUAAAGCCUAAGGCUACAAUUGAGUUUUAAUUUCAAUAUUUUAUAUAUGCUAGAAUAUUCCAUAGAGUGUUCGGAACUUUAAGGAAAAAACACAGUAUGAUUGUUACACCCGGUAUAAAAUGACAUUUACAGCUGGUUCCUAAAAACACUGAUACGACUCUUAGUAAGAUUUGAUCAUUUUGAGCAGUGUAUUUGAUUGGUCUGACAUUAUAUUAUAUUUAUUAUGACAGUUGAUUAUGACAGACAAAUAAUAAAAUAAACAAACAACAAACAACUGAUUACAUAAUUAAUUCAUAAAUUGUAAUAAUUAUUAUGGUCUAAAUAGAAUAUUAAGAAAUAAUAUUAAUAGAAAUAUUAAUCUUGUUUGUUUGCUGCAGUUCGGUACCUAAGACGCGAUGCUUUAAUUCUGCGCCAAGUUGUCGUCUUUCUUCCCGGAAACUGUGACAUAAUUCUUGCAGUUUUCGCAUCUUCAAAAGGAUUCUCUUCUAAUCUCUAUAAAAGCGUACGAUCUUCACGAGCGGUAGAUAUUUUUGAUCUUCCAGAACCUUGCUUUCUUUCGAGAGUUUCUUGAUUUAUCCAUCUUUUAUUAAUAUUAAAAAUUGUUGUUCUGCUUACGUUAAAAUGGUUCAUUACGGCAGAUAGUGACCAAUCAUCUUCUAAUUUCGUUACAAUUCUUGAUUUAGUUCUUUGCUAGCAUGUGGAGCCAUUUUUUGAGGUUGAACAAAAUAAGUUGUCUGACAAAUUUUAAGAUUUGGCAGUGACAGUGAACCAGCUGUACCUGUCUAGCAACAAAAUUAUUACAUCGAUUUUCUUAAAUAUCAGGGCUAUAACAUACUAAAAAAAUCACUCAAAUCGGACAACAGGUUUAGGAAAUUCGAGACAUCUAACGUGUAGAAUUCAUCGAGUGACCCGAUUUUUUUGCUCGCAAGUGUAUAAGUCCAGAUGCUAUUUAACAGUGUGAAUUAGUUUUUUCUACAUUUUACAAGUUUUUGGUACAUUCAGUAAUGUAUCAUCUAUAUUAAAGAAAUUUAACAAUAAUUGUUAAUUCUCAAUUGUGUGCAAUGCAAUCAUAUAUUUUAUUUAACAUAAUUUUUUACUAAAACCAUAUUUGUUACAAAUGUAAGUUACUUAUUGACCAUGUUUUAACUCGUUGACGAAAAUUUCCAUAUAUUUUAAUAAAUUAUUUAUAUUAAUAUACCAAA
Messenger RNA from Diabrotica virgifera virgifera (western corn rootworm), 3582 nucleotides. It is a transcript of the gene ics, whose product is annotated as ras suppressor protein 1. NCBI's taxonomy places the organism in Eukaryota, Metazoa, Arthropoda, Insecta, Coleoptera, Chrysomelidae. Bases 158 to 970 code for a protein of 270 amino acids. Gene Ontology annotation, molecular function: protein binding. The record is from RefSeq and is a predicted model, not a curated record. The transcript is spliced from 6 exons.